UACAGUUCCCUACUCAUAUAUGAACGUUCUACGGAGAUUUGUUUUUAGCUUAGCUGGGGCAUGCGAGUAGAAAAGUAAACUUCGAAAAAAUAAGUUUAAGUUUUUUUGCUUUUUUAAAAUCUGCUUUUCUUUACACUGCUUCCCCAUCUUGUGAGUUACAAAGCGUCUUUUGAGAAGUUGACUUGCUGCCAUGCCACAGCACCAUGACCGGGAGAAGAAGGACAGCACAGCAGAGGAGAUGGAGGUGGAAGAGCAAGAGCAGGAGCAGGAACAAGAGGCAUCCAGCUCAGAAGAGGAGGAUUUAGACACCUCCUCUAUCUCCGAAGAUGGAGACAGCUCAGAAAUGGAUGAGGAGGACUGUGAGCGGAGGAGGAUGGAGUGUGUGGAUGAAAUGUCCAACCUGGAAAAACAAUUUGCUGAUCUCAAAGACCAGCUGUAUCGUGAGCGUCUCAGUCAGGUGAACAGCAAGAUGGUAGAGGUGGAGGCUAGCCGGGCAGCAGAGUAUCUGGAGCCUCUGGCAGUACUGCUGGAGAACAUGCAGGUCCGCACAAAAGUGGCAGGCAUCUACAGAGAGUUGUGUCUGGAGACUGUGAAGAACAAGUAUCAGUGUGAGACCCAGGCAGCAUGCCAGCACUGGGAGAGUGAGAAGCUGCUGCUGUUUGAUACAGUACAGAGUGAACUGGAGGAGAAAAUUCAAAGGCUGGAGGAGGACAGACACAGCUUAGAUAUUACUUCAGAGCUGUGGAAUGAUGAGUUCUCAGGAAGAAAGAAGAGGAGAGAUGCCUUAAGUCCAGACAAGAAGAGGAGAAGACCGUCAGUGGUGUCUGGACCUUAUAUUGUCUAUAUGCUGCCUGACUUGGACAUCCUGGAGGACUGGACAGCCAUCAGAAAGGCCAUGGCUACGCUGGGUCCCCACAGAGCGAAGGUCGAUUCUGACAGCACCGUGUUCCCGUUCAGACCUGACAGAAACAGACCCAUUCUCAACUGCUGAGGAAUGUACACACAUACCUAAAUACACACAUCAGCACGCUCGCUCAAAGAGGACUCAUGGGUCUGAAUCACCCUUAUAGGACAAACAAGGAUGGAAGCUUUUUUUUUUACUGGCAAAUGGGCUUCAGAAUUGAUGUUUUGUUUUUUUGUCUAUUGCACUGAUUGUUUCUGUUCAUUUAGUGGAGAGCCAACAGGAAGUUUCCCUAUUAACAGAUCAUUCAACCUAGACAGGUAUUUAAGGCUAAUGUCUGCUGAAACUCAUUCCAGUAUUCAUUCCAUUGCUUGUCACUGUGAGAAGUUAUUUUAGAAAUGUUUGUUUUCAGUGGUAAAAACCACAAGUGCAACCUUUAUUUAUCACUGAACACAGAAACAAAUGAAGUGAGGGUUUUAUUGGCUAAUGCCUUGAAACUGUUUUGUGGAAAAGAAAGACCAUGUGGUUGACUAAAAACUGGAAUUUUUUCAGUUUCAUUACAACAUCUUUGAACUGGAAGACUAAUAUUUAUAGUGGCACACAAAACUCACUGACUCCUGGUGUGGAAUUAAAACUGUUGAAACAUGAUGCACAUUGCAUUUAAAUCCUGUUUACGUGUUACAUGCGUGCUACAUCAUUUCAGGUGUUUUUCACCUCCCAGAGCCUAGUAUUUGGUGAGGGUGCCAGUGCCUUUACACACUAAGGUAGUCAGUCUUCUCUAAACUGAUGUGUUCCUCAAGCAUCAUGUCUGGCUUUGACUGUGGCAGUGCCAUUAGGCCAAGUGGCCAGCACUUCAAGAAGCUUUACAAACAUUUAGUUUUAUUUGGUGAUACUGGAGUAUUCAAAGCAGAUCACAACUCAGCCCAUUAACAAGGUCAAAAAGAGGGAAUUACAGUUAUUGUGCUUUAUCUUAAAUCUAGAGAGUUAUUAAAGGAUAAGGCUGGUCAAGUUCUAUAUUAGCAAUAUUUCAAACACUCCCCAAAUACGGAAAAUGACUGUCAUUAUCUUUUAAUGAACCUUCCAAUGACAUACGAUAUGGGCAAAUAUCAGUUUUUAAAUGAACAUGGUCUUUUUGGUACUUUUCCUGUGGAACAGUUUAAAUGUAAUAUAUGAGAAUAGUUAGGUGGUGAUCAUACAGCAUGUUGUGCAGUAGUCUGUCAUCCAGCACUCAGCAGUGCUCACAUCUGAAGUUCUGUUACAUGAAAAGAAUAAUACUGAAGAAGGCCAAAUUCGUGGAGAUAACAGAUUUCUACUGGACACUACAUUUAAGGUUUUAUCUUGCCAUUUUCUAAACACCACUAAACAUCUGUGUGCCACUACAUACAGUGCUUAUUAAAAGUAUUC
Molecule: messenger RNA, 2305 nt
Organism: Monopterus albus (swamp eel)
Lineage: Eukaryota; Metazoa; Chordata; Actinopteri; Synbranchiformes; Synbranchidae
Gene: brms1la
Product: BRMS1 like transcriptional repressor a
Exons: 9
Coding region: 191-991 (266 amino acids)
Source: RefSeq, a predicted model, not a curated record